Messenger RNA from Thamnophis elegans (Western terrestrial garter snake), 3216 nucleotides. RefSeq names its product SLIT and NTRK like family member 3 (gene SLITRK3). Bases 156 to 3047 code for a protein of 963 amino acids. Gene Ontology annotation, biological process: regulation of presynapse assembly; axonogenesis; positive regulation of synapse assembly. The record is from RefSeq and is a predicted model, not a curated record. Gene Ontology annotation, cellular component: postsynaptic density membrane; GABA-ergic synapse. Lineage: Eukaryota; Metazoa; Chordata; Lepidosauria; Squamata; Natricidae. Gene Ontology annotation, molecular function: protein binding. The transcript has 2 exons.
CCAGGAUGGAAGUUGCCAAGCCGAUUCCUGAAGAAGAAGAAGAGGAAAACGCGACCGUCCUUCCGUCCGCAAAGCCGCGCCACCGGGGGAGACCCACCGAUCUCCGGACGGCCCAUCCUGCGCGCAUCACCUUAGUCUCGUAAUCCAUCCGAACCAUGAAGCCUUCGAUGGCAGAUCCACCCCGUCAGAGAAGGAUGCUGUGGAUUACCCUUCUAAGCACAAUCGCAGUAGCCUGGACUACCCCCAUUCCUUUGAUUGAGGAUUCAGAGGAAAUUGAGGAAGCUUGCUUCGAUCCUUGUUACUGUGAAGUCAAAGAAAGCCUUUUUCAUAUACACUGCGACAACAAGGGAUUUAUAAAUAUUAGCCAGAUAACGGAAUCAUGGUCAAGACCUUUCAAACUUUACCUGCAGAGAAACUCCAUGAGAAGAUUAUACACAAACAGUUUUCUCCACUUGAACAAUGCUGUUUCUAUUAACCUUGGCAACAACGCACUGCAAGACAUCCAGACGGGGGCCUUUAAUGGGCUCAAAAUCCUGAAGCGACUGUACCUGCAUGAGAAUAAACUAGACGUUUUCCGGAAUGAUACUUUCCUGGGAUUAGAGAGCCUGGAAUAUCUGCAGGCAGAUUACAAUGUUAUUAAGCGAAUCGAAAGUGGGGCAUUCCGAAACCUGAGUAAACUCCGGGUCCUGAUCUUAAACGACAACCUAAUUCCCAUGCUUCCGACCAAUUUGUUUAAGUCGGUGUCUCUGACUCACUUGGACUUGCGUGGGAAUAGAUUGAAAGUACUUUCCUAUCGAGGGAUGCUGGACCACAUUGGUAGGAGCUUGAUGGAGAUUCAGUUGGAAGAGAACCCUUGGAACUGUACUUGUGAAAUAGUUCAGCUGAAGAGCUGGCUGGAGCGUAUUCCGUAUACUGCCCUUGUGGGAGACAUUACAUGUGAGACCCCUUUUCACUUCCAUGGCAAGGACUUGAGGGAGAUCAAAAGAAAUAAACUCUGCCCCAUGUUGUCUGACUCAGAACUUGUCAGCGUUGGUGUCCCUCAGUUACCCUCAAGCAAGGAAAAUGCUUGGCCUACUAAACCUUCUUCCAUGUUGUCCUCCUUCCAUUUCACUGCUUCCUCUGUUGAAUAUAAAACCUCCAUUAAGCAGCCCAAACCAACAAAACAGCCCAGGGCUCCCAAACCACCGCCUACACCUCGAGGCCUGUACCCUGCACCCAACCAGCCUCCGAUCGCUGCAUACCAGACAAGGCCACCUAUACCCAUCAUAUGUCCUACUGGCUGCUCCUGUAGUUUGCACAUCAAUGAUUUGGGCCUAACUGUCAACUGCAAGGAGAGAGGGUUCCACAAUAUUUCCGAGCUCUUACCCAGGCCCAUCAAUGCCAAGAAACUCUACCUGAGUGGGAAUUUGAUACAAAAAAUUUACCGUUCAGAUUUCUGGAAUUUUUCCUCCUUGGAUCUUCUGCAUCUUGGGAACAAUCGGAUCUCGUAUGUGCAGGACGGGGCUUUUAUUAACUUGCCUAAUCUGAAAAGCCUAUACUUGAAUGGCAAUGACAUUGAGAGAUUGACCCCAGGCAUGUUCAGAGGCCUGCAGUGCUUGCAUUAUCUGUACUUUGAGUACAAUCAGAUCAGGGAGAUCCAACCCGCCGCCUUCAGUCUCAUGCCUAACCUGAAGCUACUCUUCCUCAAUGACAAUCUCCUGAGGACCCUGCCUACUGAUGCCUUUGCUGGCACAUCCCUGGCCAGACUCAACCUGCGGAACAACAAAUUCCUGUACCUGCCUGUGGCUGGUGUGUUGGAGCACCUUAAUGCCAUUGUCCAGAUUGACCUGAAACUCAAUCCUUGGGAUUGCAUGUGUGAUCUGGUGCCUCUCAAGCAGUGGAUCGAGACGAUCAGUUCUGUCAUUGUGGUGGGGGAUGUCCUUUGUGCCAGCCCAGAGAACCUUACUAAUAGAGAUGUCCGCUCUGUGGAGUUGGAGGUGCUGUGUCCAGAAAUGUUACAUGUUGCCACUGCCUCGCCAGCUCCACCACCAUCAGGUCACCCAAGUCCUACCAGUCCCUCACCCUAUGAGCUAUCCCCAGCUGGAGGAGGGCCAGUACCACUCUCUGUGCUCAUCCUUAGUCUACUUGUGCUGUUUUUCUCUGCAGUAUUCAUUGCUGCAGGCUUGUUUGCCUUUGUCUUACGCCGACGGCGCAAGAAGCUUCCUUUCCGGAACAAGCAGCGGCAGGAAGCCCUUGACUUAACGGGCAUCCAGAUGCAAUGUCAUCACCUCUUUGAGGAGACAGGCGGUGGAGGAGGUGGUGGAAUGAGUGCAUCCCCAGAGAAGGCACCGCCAAUGGGCCAUGUUUAUGAUUACAUCCCUCAUCCGGUAACCCAGAUGUGCAACAAUCCCAUCUACAAGCCGCGCGAAGAAGAUGAAGUUAUAGCAGGAGAAUCCGGGCCACCUGGGGACAUACUUCUAGGAGGUGGCAAUGGAGGUAGUACCUGUGUUGGGGAACAGUUUGUUGACCCCACUAAGGAGAGUGGGAACAGUAGCUGCUAUAGGACCUUGCUGGAGAAGGAGAAGGAAUGGAAUCUGGCAGUGUCCAGCUCGCAGCUCAACACCAUAGUGACAACCAACCAUCACCCACACCCUCAGCCAUCUGGAGGAGGAAUUGGUGUGGGGAUUCCUCUUUUGGGGGAGCUAGCCCUGGUGCCGCCUGUCUUCCACCAUGAGAAGAAUGGUGGGGUAGUACUCUUCCCCCCUACUGGUGCCGUUCUAGACAAUAGGGAGAGGCCCCCAUUGGUCCCUCCAUGCUCAGUGGGCUUUGUGGACUGCCUAUAUGGCACAGUGCCCAAAUUAAAGGAACUGCACGUGCACCCCCCUGGCAUGCAAUAUCCAGACCUACAACAGGACGCCAGACUGAAAGAAACUCUUCUCUUCUCAGCUGGUAAGGGCUUCCCAGAACAUCAUCAAACCCCCCAAAGUGAAUACCUCGAGUUAAGGGCCAAACUCCAAACCAAGCCGGAUUACCUCGAAGUCCUGGAGAAGACCACUUAUAGGUUUUGAGAAAAAAAAAAGUCUAGCUUUUUACAGCCAAAUUCCAGCAUCUCCCACUCCCUCCCCAGCCCCAGAGCACCCUCCCAUCACAUCCGCUCCUCUCCCCUUUCCUCCCCUGACCACCGCAUGCUGAUACUAGAAGAUACAGCUCUGUGCUUCCCCCCUGCCAGUUGUUGGU